Messenger RNA from Priapulus caudatus, 4104 nucleotides. RefSeq names its product piwi-like protein 1. NCBI's taxonomy places the organism in Eukaryota, Metazoa, Priapulida, Priapulimorpha, Priapulimorphida, Priapulidae. Gene Ontology annotation, molecular function: protein binding; piRNA binding. The transcript has 22 exons. The coding region runs from base 515 to 3151 and encodes 878 amino acids. Gene Ontology annotation, cellular component: P granule. Gene Ontology annotation, biological process: regulatory ncRNA-mediated gene silencing. The record is from RefSeq and is a predicted model, not a curated record.
AGAAGUAUAAAUCCACGAAAAAAGCUCGAUUAAAGUUUAUUUUAAUGUUUAGCGCAUCGUGUAUGAUUCCGAACGCCUUCUUAUAGUAAAGGGUAUGUUGUGCAUAAAUUCUGGCAAGUUUCAUGUAGAUUCGCAGGAGGAGUAGCAUUACAAAGAUCGAGACGGUAUCUCCAUUAUACAUUCACAUUAACGCAGGAAUGCGGAGGCUGACCACAGGUGGCACCACCGCAGAGUUAGCGAAUUUACUGCACGGUUGAACGCACCAGGCGCAUGAAUAUUACAUGUACAUGUAAAGUAGUGCAACCCGUAUAAAUAAGGGCCCGCUGACCAGUGACCACAGCAAGAGACUUCGUCUGCGUUCUGCGACGCGACACCGUUAUCGGAGCUACUUAUUCUGAACCUGUCGGAGCCUAUCGGAGCUGUAUGUCCUGAACACGACAGAGCCUAGCUUACGUGGUCCUGGUUAAGAACGUUUUGCGUUGUCGUCUUCAGCUCGCGACUUAGUUUGUAGAUAAUGAAUCCUCAGGAAGGUGCCCCGGGUCGUGCUCGUGGGCGAGCAAGAGGCCGUGCCAGAGGGAGCACCACCGAGCCAGCUCGCAGACCAGGGGAGCAAGCCGGUGAGCCUAGUGGACCGCCAGCAGCAGCUGCAGCGGCGGCGGCAUCACACGCGGAUGUGCCAACCGUGAGUGGGCGAGCCAGCCACCGUGGCGGGCCACGUGUGGACACCAGACCUGGAGCUGGCGCACCGGAGCGUGAGAUGGCAGGAAUGAGUAUAGGGGGAGCUUCAAACUACCCGAUGUACCAGGAAGUGGAUCUACGUCCGUCUACCAUGCUUAAUAAACAAGGUACCAGUGGCACACCAUGCAGCCUGGUCUCCAAUGUUUUCCCUAUAACGUGUGCCAAAGACUGGGUCUUGUAUCAGUACCAUGUGGAUUUUAAUCCCGAUAUUGAGAAUAAACAGACGAGGUUAGGUAUGGUGUACCGGCAUUCCAGACCAAACGGAGCACUCGGCGAUCCAAUUCUGUUUGAUGGAAUGUGUCUUUACAUGACUAGGAAGAUGGAGACAUUCGACCUGUUCUCGCAAAGGGAUUCGGAUGGCGCAAACAUCCGCAUAACCAUAAAGCCAGUUGCGGAACUCCGCAGGAGUACAGGAGUGUUGGAGGUGGAUGGCCAGCUCAUGACCGUGUUCAAUAACCUCUUCAAGAAGGUGCUGGGAAUUCUUAAACUGACAAAGGUUGGUCAGCAUUACUUCAACCCGGACCUCAAAAUUGAAAAGGCAAAUCACAGGUUGGAAAUCUGGCCAGGGUUCCAAACAGCAAUUAGAUCGUUUGAUGGUGGCAUUAUGCUGCAGUGUGACAUAGCUCACAAGAUCAUGAGAAUAGACUCGGUCCUUGACAUCAUGUAUGAGCUGAACCAGCGGGGGGGCAACAUUCAAGAGGCAUGUGCCCGCAUGAUCAUCGGCGGCAUUGUUCUCACUAGGUACAACAACAAAACUUACACCAUAGAUGAUAUCGAGUGGAACGAAAAUCCCAGCAGUACUUUUCCUAAGAAAGAUGGUACAGCCGUAACCUACAACGAAUACUAUAAAACGACUCAUGACUGUACAAUACAUGAUGCAAAACAACCCUUGUUGAUCUCAAAUGCCACUAAAAAAGAUAGAAGAGCGGGAAGGACCGAGCCCUACAAACUGAUACCGGAGCUUUGCAUUAUGACAGGGCUGAGCGAGGAUGCAAGGAGUAAUUUUCAGCUGAUGAGAGACGUAGCUGAGACAACGCGGGUAAGGCCUGAUGCGCGAGCUCAGAGGCUAGAAGCUUUUCUCACACAAAUCAACAGUCACCCAGAAGUGACCACUAUGAUGCAGCAGUGGGGGCUGAGUUUUAGCGAAAGGUUACAGCCCAUCACAUCCCGUGUACUGGUCGCAGAGACUGUGCAGAUGCGUCGUGGAAAUGGGAAUGAGUUGGUGAAUCUGAAGUACCAGGCGGAGGUCGCGGACUGGGGGGGCGACCUGAAGGACAAGAAGAUGGUCGGCAGUAUCGCACUGCGCAGCUGGGUUAUGGUCGCCACGAAGAGGGACAGUGAGAAGGCGCAAAACGCAGUUCAGAUGCUGAGGAGGGUAGGAGGCCCACUCGGCAUGGCAGUGGAGCAACCAAGGAUGGUAUAUUUGACAGAUGACCGUACGAACACAUUCCUGCAAGCCAUUCGCCAGGAAUUGCGCCCUGAUCUCCAGCUUGUCAUGGCACUCUGCCCGAAUAAUCGCAAGGACAGAUAUGAUGCCAUAAAGAAGUUGCUAUGCUUAGACAAUGCUGUGCCUAGUCAGGUGAUCUUGACGAAGACCCUGGCCAAGAAUGUUAUGUCUGUUAUGACCAAGGUUGCCAUGCAGAUCAACUGCAAGCUUGGUGGUUCUGUCUGGGGUGUUCCCAUUCCACUGAAGUCUGUGAUGUUUAUUGGCUUCGACACCUACCACGACUCCAGCCAGAAGAAUCGCUCGGUCGGCGCGUUUGUCGCCUCGCUGACGCACGACUGCACGCGCUACACGUCGAGUGUCAUGUUCCAGCACAAUCACCAGGAGCUUGUCGACGGCCUACAGACGAGCAUCACAGCCGCACUCAGGGCUUAUAACAGCCACAACGGGGGCCUGCCGGACCGUAUCAUGGUCUUCCGAGACGGAGUGGGCGAAGGGCAGCUGCCCGUCGUGCGAGAACACGAGGUCAAGCAGUUCAUGAGAUGCUUCAAGCAGUUUGGCGACGACUACAACCCAAAGUUCACAUUCACUGUUGUCACUAAGCGUGUGAAUGCACGUUUCAUGAGGAAGGAUAAGCGUAGGGGUAACUUGGAGAACCCCGCGCCAGGAACUGUUAUUGACACUGUAGUCACUAACAUCAACAGGUGGGACUUCUACUUGGUGUGCCAGAGCGUGCGUCAGGGUUCGGUGACGCCGACAGCGUUCAACAUUCUCCACGACACGAGUGGUUUGGCAUCUGAGCACCACCAGCGACUCGCGUAUAAGCUGGCCCAUCUCUACUACAACUGGCCGGGCACCAUUCGCGUCCCAGCUCCUUGCCAGUAUGCUCACAAGCUGGCAUUCCUCGUGGGCCAGAGUCUCCACAGGGACCCGCACCUGGCUCUGGCUGAUAAGCUGUACUACCUGUAGAUAUAUUUACGAUGUAAGAGGCAGUCAGGAUGGUCCUAGAAGUCUUUGGGCGUUAGUAUUAUCAGCGCUUGGUAUCAAUCUUCCCAUGUAUUGCCUUCAGGUUGUAAUAGCGGGAGGAGCUAGUAAGUGAAGUUGUGCCGAAAGGCACUGGAAUUCUGAUUGAAACCAAAUGCCAUAUUCUAAAGUAAUCGAGAUUAUAUAUUUUAGUUCUGAUUUUGUGUUUAGAUAGUUUCCUAAGAGGUAGCUAAAGAAAUUAGCUAAAGAGAAAUCUCAUUUAUACAUAUGCAGGGUGGAAAUUAACGGGUGUCCGGAGUCAAAUAUUCCCCAAUUGUUAAUAUCUUUCAUUUUGAACCCCAGACUGCGGGCUCCCUUAUUUUGCUGCGGACUCCCUCUUUUUGAGGGUAGCGCCGUCUAACGGGCCGGUCAAAAGUUAAUUUCUACCCCUGCAUAUGUGAAUCCUGAUCAUUAGUAACCUUUUAUUAUAGUUAGUAUAAGCAUUUAUGGUAUUUCUGUUUUUAUAGUAUAGAUUAGUGUUGUCGUCUGCCAUUCAAAGGAGAAUUAAGUGAUUAGAGAUUAAGAGUUAGAACAUGACUUGUGCACAGUAUAAUUGUAUUUAGAAAUCCUGUUGUUUAUGCUUGCUAAAACUACUGCACAGAUUAACUAUCCAGUACAUAACAACAAUACUUCCAUUUUAAUUGAAAUUUUUUUGGUGUAAUCUAGGAAUUUAAGUACUUAUACUGUAUACUGUGGCCGCAAAGAGUUCAAAAGAGUAACACUGAGUAAAAAAUUUAGGUGAAAUCCUACACAAGCAUGUUCUAACGUUAGCAUGUAUUGCGUGCAGGUCUGUUGUAACUGUUAACGCAUACAAGUAAUUACAAUGUGGUCUCAGUUAUGGAUAUAAGCAAUUUGCUAUGUGGGGAAAUAAAAUGAUAAGUAUUUCCUGUUUCCUAUUA